This is a messenger RNA of Leptonychotes weddellii (Weddell seal), 876 nucleotides long. Lineage: Eukaryota; Metazoa; Chordata; Mammalia; Carnivora; Phocidae. The record is from RefSeq and is a predicted model, not a curated record.
ACAACUGUGCGUCAUCCGAAAGCGCCGGUGGCCCGGACGGUCGCGCGGCCCGUGUCGCGCGAAAUCUUCGCUCGGCGGUGCUGUCUCACCGGUGAGGUCGUGAAGCCGGCGAGUCCCACACUCUGUCCUCUCGGCCUCCCGCCACUAUGGAGUACCUCAUCGGCAUCCAGGGCCCCGAUUAUGUCCUUGUCGCCUCCGACCAGGUGGCCGCUAGCAGUAUUGUCCAGAUGAAGGACGAUCAUGACAAGAUGUUUAAGAUGAGUGAAAAAAUCUUACUCCUAUGUGUUGGAGAGGCUGGAGACACUGUACAGUUUGCAGAAUAUAUUCAGAAAAAUGUGCAACUUUAUAAGAUGAGAAAUGGUUAUGAAUUGUCUCCCACAGCAGCAGCUAAUUUCACACGCCGAAACCUGGCUGAUUGUCUUCGGAGUCGGACCCCGUAUCAUGUCAACCUCCUCCUGGCUGGUUAUGAUGAGCAUGAGGGUCCAGCGCUCUACUACAUGGACUACCUGGCAGCCUUGGCCAAAGCCCCUUUUGCAGCCCAUGGCUAUGGUGCCUUCCUGACUCUCAGUAUCCUGGACCGAUACUAUACACCAACUAUCUCUCGUGAGAGGGCAGUGGAGCUUCUUAGGAAAUGUCUAGAGGAGCUCCAGAAACGCUUCAUCCUGAAUCUGCCAACCUUCAGUGUUCGAAUCAUUGACAAAAAUGGCAUCCAUGACCUGGACAACAUUUCCUUCCCUAAACAGGGCUCCUAACCUUAUGCCGACCCUCCCACUUGCCAGGGAACUUUUUUGACGGGCUCCUUCAUCUUUUUCUACGCUUUUGACGCAUCCUUGACAGAUGGUUAAUUCAGAAUAAAGCUGAAUCUGGAUAAAUUGA